Molecule: messenger RNA, 1587 nt
Organism: Dictyostelium discoideum AX4
Lineage: Eukaryota; Evosea; Eumycetozoa; Dictyosteliales; Dictyosteliaceae
Gene: sglA
Product: sphingosine-1-phosphate lyase
Exons: 2
Coding region: 1-1587 (528 amino acids)
Biological process (GO): sphingolipid metabolic process
Cellular component (GO): endoplasmic reticulum membrane
Molecular function (GO): sphinganine-1-phosphate aldolase activity; carbon-carbon lyase activity; pyridoxal phosphate binding
Source: RefSeq, a predicted model, not a curated record
AUGGAUAAAGCAAAUGAUUAUUUAAAAGAUUAUCAACCAGCUAAAUUGGUUUUAGCAACUGCUGGCAUAACAGCAGCAUCAAUUUUAGCAUAUCAAGCUAUCACUGAUAGAGAUUUUAAAGAUAAAUUAAAUAAAAAAAUAUUUAGAUCAAUUAAAUCAAUGCCAGGUGUUAGUGAUAUUGUAAAGAAAGAAAGAGCAAAAGCAAAAGUUGAAUUAAAGAAAAUGUUUAAAACAGAUGUUCGUAAUGCACAUUAUACAUUACCAUUGAAAGGUAUUAAACAUGAAGAUUUGAUUGAAGAAAUGAAAGCAUUAGCCAAAGUUGAUGAAUCACAUUGGGUAGAUUCAAAAGUGAGUGGAUGUGUUUAUUUGGGAGAGAAAGAGCAUACUAAACUAUUGAAUGAGGCAUAUUCAUUGUUUUCAUUAUCGAAUCCAUUACAUCCAAGUGUUUUCCCAUCAAUUCGUAAAUUUGAAACCGAGAGUAUUUCAAUGGUUAGUAAUAUGUUGAAUGCACAUUCAAAAGUUGUAGGAUCAUUAACAUCUGGUGGUACAGAAAGUAUUUUCAUGGCAGUUAAAGCCUAUAGAGAUUUCUAUAAAGAUAGAACUGACAGACCAGAGAUUGUAGUACCAGUGACAAUUCAUGCCGCUUUCGAUAAAGCAUGCGAAUACUUAAAGAUUAGAAUCGUGCAUAUCGAUGUGGAUCCAGUUAGCUACAAGGUUGAUAUGGCUGCAAUGAAGAAAGCAAUCAAUAAGGAUACAAUUCUCGUCGCUGGUUCCGCUGUUAAUUUCCCACAUGGUAUUAUCGACCCAAUCGAUGAGAUUGCAAAGUUGGCCCAACAAUAUGAUAUUGGUUGUCAUGUCGAUGCUUGUUUGGGUGGUUUCAUUUUACCAUUUGCAGAGAAAUUAGAUUAUGAUAUUCCAGUGUUUGAUUUCCGUAUUCCAGGUGUAACUUCAAUGUCUGUCGAUACUCAUAAAUUUGGUUACGCCGCCAAGGGUACCUCUGUAGUAUUAUUUGGAAAUAAAAAGUUAAGAAGAGCAAUGUAUUUCGUUGCACCAAAUUGGCCAGGUGGUAUUUAUGCUUCACCAACUUUACCAGGUAGUCGUCCAGGUGGUUUGGUUGCCGCCUGUUGGGCAUCAUUAGUUUCAAUGGGUAAUGAUGGUUUCCUCGAGAAAGCAAAAGGUGUAAUGGAAACUACAAAGAAGAUCAUUAAAGGUUUACAAUCAAUCAAUGGUGUUAAAAUCAUUGGUGAUCCAAAAGCAAUGGUUGUUGCAUUCACUUGUGAUAACAUCUUUUAUGUCAAUGAUUAUAUGUCAAAGAAAGGUUGGCAUUUAAAUGCACUUCAAAGACCAAAUUCCUUACACGUUUGUGUUACCGCUAAAAUGAUUGGUAUGGAGUCUUUAUUCAUUGAAGAUCUUAAAGAUUCAAUUAAAUUGGUCAAAGAUAAUAGUGGUAGUUUACCAAAAGAUGGUACCGCUCCAAUCUAUGGUUCUGCUCAUAGUGUACCUGAUAGAGAAAUGGUUGGUACUAUCUUAUCAGAUUUCAUUGAUGAAUUAAUUACACCUGAUUAUAAACCUUCUCAAUCAACUUAA